AUGUCGGUAGUGCCGGGCUCUGGUCCCGGCGUCGACAGCGUCAGCACCCCCCAAGUCACCUCGUCGGCAGCAAAGGUCUUUGUCCAGAUGGUUUCGGUCGGCCCGGUCAGGGGGCCUUCACGGUGGUUCUCGCCCACCGAUGAAGACCCCGUGCAGGCCGUCACGGAUUCGUCCUAG
Molecule: messenger RNA, 177 nt
Organism: Chaetomium globosum CBS 148.51
Lineage: Eukaryota; Fungi; Ascomycota; Sordariomycetes; Sordariales; Chaetomiaceae
Exons: 2
Coding region: 1-177 (58 amino acids)
Source: RefSeq, a predicted model, not a curated record